GGGCCAGUUGUUGACAUUUGCGAGAGGCGAAGAGACGGAGCGACGCCUUCGGAGCCUGAACUACUAUCGAUAAUGCUGACAAUGAAGUGAAUCAUGUUCUAUAUCCUGCUUCUGUACUUUGUUGUCCAAGGAGCAGGGGCCAAGUCAUCAUGGGAGUGCAUUGCCCUGGAUGGGGAGAGGGUCCGCCAUGGCGAAACCUUCGUGCCAGGCCCAGACAUGUGUACUGUUUGUAGAUGUGAGGAAGGGAAAGCUCACUUGUGCCAAGCUGUCCUGUGUCAACCCCCUCAGGACUGCAAGUCUUUUCGCAUUGGAGCGUUGUGCUGCGACUUCAUAUGUCUAGAUGACAUCCUUCCCAAGAUUCCUGAUGGGAAGAUAAAUCCAUCCACUGACCUCGGGCUUCGCAUGGUUGCCUCAGCUGUCACAGCAAUACUGUCUCUAGCAUUGCUUUUAUUCUUAAUCCAUAGACUGAGGCAACGUAGGCUUAGAGCCCAACAACAGUAUUAUGAAGAUCAGUUAGACUCGCCAGUGGGUCCCUCUACAGAUGCCUGCCACAAUAAUGCAUGUUGCCACAAUGCUGCUUAUUGCAAUGGGAAUGAUCAUGCUGAAUUCUUCGUAGAUAGCCAUACUCCUCCUUACUUGUGGAAGCCACCAUCCUUUUAUUUCCCUCAUGAUGAUGCACCACCUCCCUAUAGUGAAGUUGUGGGCAGCUCUUACAGACUCUCUGAAACUAAUGGUGCUCUGCCAUCCCUGGGUCCCCUCAUGGUGCAACUUGGCCCCCCUCCGGGUGAGUCUUCAGAUUUAAGUGAUGGGGUACUACCUCUAGUGGAUGGCGCUAGUAGCAAUGGCACAAGAAUGUGGCACUCACCUGUGGCUGGGGCAUCUACCCGGAAUAUUGAUGGUGCCCAUGGAAUAGAUGUUACUCUCAGGUCUGAUGAAGUCUAUGAGGAUCACAGUGGAAUUCCCAGUGACCUGCCUCCACCAUACCAUGCAGCCUCAGAACCUCUUAAUGACUUGAAUCGGGGCACACAGACAAAUCCACUCGAGCCCCAAUCCCGGUGUAAUGAGACAAGAUGUAGGGCUAGGACUACUCCAGAAGAAGGGCCAAGCAGUAGCAGUGUCCCUGAACCUACAGUGUGUAGAAACAACAAUAACAAUGUGCAUCAACAACCACAACAGCAACAACAGGAGCAGCAGCAUGCCUCAUCUGAACCUGCUGUCAGACUACGUUCUCAUGAACAUCGGUCAUCAGUGGUCCUGAGAGAUGGAGAACGUACUUCUACCAUGGAAGAGUUUCAGCUGCGACUGAGUAUGGAUAUAUCUGAUUCCUCCACCUCCUCUGACGGCCCUACACGAACAUUUUCCUCCUCAUCUGAGGAUUCCACCUCCAUGGAUGCUUCAGAAAUGCACUGAAGCUAAUGUGGCAGCUGUUGUUAUGAGCUUUAUAUUUUGAAAGGAAGGCAGAUGUCUUACCAGGUAAAAAUUUAGUAUCAGAGUAUAUUUUUUAUAGUUAUUAUUUUUUCUCUUCCUUUGAUUAAGUUAGAUUAUUUUUAUAAAAAAAAACAUGCAUCAGAGAUGAAGUUUUUGAUUAUCUUAUCUUGAAGUCAGUAUUCUGUUGGUUACAGUAUUUUUUGCAGAAAAGGUUUUAUGGAGAAGUGCUGACUAUUUUGAAAGCUUCCUAUAAUGUGGAGUCAACUCCUGUUGAAGUUUAUUUUGAAAGUAACCUACAUAAACAUGGAAAAUGUGGCAGAAAUCAAGAAAAAAAAUAAUGGGACAAUUUGAAGUACAUGCACACGCACAUGUGUGUGUGUGUGUUUGUGUGUAGUGUAUAUAUAUACACAUAUAUAUGUAUUAUAUAUGCAUGUAUAUAUGUAUAUGUGCACACACACACACACACACACACACACACACACACACACACACACACACACACACACACACACACACACACACACACACACACACUCUCUCUCUCUCUCUCUCUCUCUCUCUCUCUCUCUCUCUCUCUCUCUCUCUCUCUCUCUCUCUCUCUCUCUCUCUCUCUCUCUCUCUCUCUUUCUCUCUAUCACUCACAGAAAUGAUGUUAAAUUUUUUUGUAUUAUAUAUGGAAAAAAUCAUUUUUGACCUAUAAGGAUUAAGGCAGUUAUUUCUUGCCUUUCUUCUCUCCUUAAUUUCAAAGCAUCAAAAGCAAAUUAUAUAUAAAUAUAUAUAUAUAUAUAUAUUUUUUUUUUAGUAGUUAUACCUGGCCUAUAUAGUCAUUGAUGUUUUUUUUGUCAGAUAUUUUAUUUUGCUAAAGUAUCUCAUGCUGUAAAUAAUAAACAUGUAUUCCACGUCCUACAUGCCCUCCACAUUGUUAUUCUGGGUGAGACAUUUUGAGACCAAGGAUAAUCUCAUUAGCCUUCUUAAACAUACCCUGUGGUGAAGGCAAGAUUUUUUGGCUAUGUUCGACAAGUUCUGUAGGGUAGUUUAUAGUUUGUUUGUGGAAAGGGGGUAAAGGACCACUGAAAAUGCAUACAUUGCAGUAGUUUAUGGUCGCAGUCUGUUGCUGGAGGAUUAGUCAGGAAACAUCAUUCUCUAUUAUUUAUUGAUAAGACAAAAAAAAAAAUGUUGGAAGGAUGUUGAUGAGUUAUUUUUGGUUAGAUGAAGCACACCUAACACUAGGUGUAGACUGUUGUUCAGCAUAAAUUUGUUCUUUCCUCUACAAAUAAAGGUGAGUAAUAGUUGUACUGUACUACAAGUCACAAAUGAUUUAUAGGUCUGGGAUAAUGACUUAUUAUUACAAUGAUAUUACCUCUUUACCAAGAAACAUGGUGAUCUUCAAGUACUUGGAUAGAGUAUUACUUAUUUCAGUAUUUUUUUCUUUUCUUUUCUUUUAAACAAGUCCUGACUAAGGCCUAGAUAUAGUUGUCAUGAGCAUCAGUGAGUAGUAUAAUGAAGCAGUACAAGAAUUGAUUUCUUCCAAGUCAUAAAGGUUGCAUUGCUAUUGAACUGUGGUGGGAGAUGUUAUCCAUUAAGAGAUAUCAAAACCAAAGUUCUGAGAAUAGUUUUGAACCUGGUCACAAAGUAAGUGCUAUCACAAAUGACCCUGGUGUUUUAUAGAAGAUAUGGGAAUACCAUUUUCUUCUUAAUUCCAUGCUUUUCAUGGCUUUGUACAAUUUGCUUUGAAUGUGAAAAAGCAGGAAUUUGCACAUUCCUGGAUCUUUUCAGUGCUUUUUGAAGAUUGUCAAAUUAUAUUUAGACAAAUAGUUUUCUGAAGGGGGUUGCAUUUUCAAAGAAUUUACUAUAUUAUCAUUGUCAAAAAUCAGUGUUCAUGUUUAACCAGACUACACACUAAUGAAGUAUUUGGAUGCAGUAAAUUUCUAUCUUUACACCAAAAUGUAAACAAUAUGUUGACAUUUGGUGUUAGAAAUGGCAGAAAAGCAUAAUCUGAAUUAGGUGCUACAUGCUACAUGGUUGUAAGUUAGCAGUAACAUUCACAUUCACAUACACAUGCAUGCAUGCAAACCGGAAGCCCUUUUUACACAAGCAUAUAAAACAAUUUUUUUUUUUUAAUACUAAGAUAGGUGCUGAUAUCUCAGUCAAUCUUCCUUUUUUCAACUCCCCUUCUUUUCCUCAAUUUGGAUCAUAAGUUUCUGGGCAUUAACAUUCCACUAACUUUCCUUAUCACAGGACCUAAUAAAUGUACAAAAAAUACUUUGAAAUAUAUGUUUGUAUGAAUUGUUUGUAUGCUGAAAUAAUGAUCUGUCAUACUAUUUUUUGGCACAUUUUACAUUUCAAUUGGUCACUUUUCAUAAAGUGCCCAAUUUUUUUUUUCUUAUUUUCCUCUUUUUUUUCUGGAAAGAUCCACAGUCAAAGAAGUUUCCUUACUUUUAGCAAUAUCUUAAGUUUAGAAAUUCUUCAUCAUAUUUUAUGAAUGUGCAAAGUAAAGAAAACUAGCUCAUGUGUCUAGAGUUGGCCUCAGUAGUACCACACACACCUGUAUAUAUGUCUGUAUAAUAAGAUUCUAUUGAAAAUAAAAGUCUGAAUAGUGUUACUUUUCAUGCAGGAAGCAAUGAAACAAAAGUAGUUAUUCAGAUAGUUUGUGUGUACAUGUGUAUCUAUUUGUCUAGAUAUCUUGCGAUAUAUAAUUAGUUUAUAUGCUCUCCUAAGUAUUAGUUAUUGCAAAGCCUUUCCACAUACUUUUUUCAGUACCUUCUUAGCUUUAUUCUAUACCAACUUUUUGAUGGGCAUGAAUAAAUGUAAACAAGUAAGAAGAGAUUUUAAAAAUAUGUUUUGGUACCUUGUGUAGUAUAUACUUGAAAUUGAACUAUUUUGGUUACAUAUGAAUUGUAGUUUAGACUUACAGUUUGCUCUGUAAAGUAAAAUAACUCGGAGAACUCUUGAUGUGAUCGUGUUAUAGACAAAAGGCAUUGAUAUUAUAGUACUAUAUGAUUUUUUUUUUCUUUUCUUUUCUUUUCUUUUUUACACCGAGAGUACUUUGGCAUGAAGGAAAAUUUUGUUCUUGGUAUGAAUUAUUUAAGUUUGAUUUUGAAAGUCUAGAAAUUAAAGUUGUUAUUCAUCUUGAGACUUUUAGUAGCCUAGAAUGAUUCUGGUACUUGAAUGGUAUGUCGGUUUGCAUGCUUGCUUGAUGUAUAGAGCAAGUUCAAUUUAUUUGGUAUAUAUUUUGUCUUACUUACAGAUGGAUAAAAACAAUUAGAGCACAACAACAUUACCUAACUCCUUCAUUAUACAUUAUAAAUUUGAAAAUACCUGCACUGCACAAUACAAAUUUAUUUCUUUGAUACAAUAGAAAUCUGGACUUUGAUGAUGUAUUAAACUAUCAUGAAUAAUUUAAUGAGACAUUAUUUCAUGGAGAUAACAACAACAAAUUGUAAACUUCUUCAUACGAAGAGUCUGUUUUUGGCUAAGGAUAGGCACAUGUUAAGUAUUUGCUGGAUUUUUAUCUUCUUUUGUUCUUUCCUUCUUUCAUUUGACUCUCUGAGAUGGGUGAGAUUGACCAAGUAAUUGUUCUUGAAUAUAGUUCAUGCAGAGAGUGACCUUUGACAUUUGUUAGUGAAGAUCAUUUAUGUUCACAAGAGAUGUGUUGGCAGAAAUAUAUUUCUAGUGAAGAUUAUGGCCUGUAAAACAUAGUACUGUGAAUGUUUAACUUUCAUUAUUUAUCUAGUUUAUUACAAAGCUGCAGCAGUCUUUUGAAGAUACCAAGUGAUUUUAUUUUCUUUUUUUUUUUCUUUUGAGUUUAUCAUUUCCUCUCUCUCUUUUUAAAGCCAAAGAAUUAAAAGCAUUUCAGUGUUCUUUUGUAGCAAUUUUUCAAAAUACAUAUAUCAGUAGGUAAUGCUUGUCAUUACAUAUACUUGUGGCUUAGCAGGCUAUGUAGUGACAAAUGCAUGAGUAUUUUAGUAAAUUUGUGUAGGAAAGUUUCCUUCUUGAAUGUAUUAUGGGCAGUUAGAAAAUCUUUAAUUUUAUAUUUAGUGUCAAAGUAGGAGAAGUGUCUUUUGUAUAUGACCAUCAUAAAGUUCUUAAUAACUUUGUAAACAUAGGAUGUUGCACAAUAAAAAAAAAAAAUACACUGAAGGAUGUUAAAUAUGUAGGUGUGGCUCUUAGUGUAAUUAAAAGGGAAUUAUUUGAAUUUAUGGAAUAUAUUAAUUUGCUAGUAAUAUUAUUUUUAUUAUUAUUAUUAUUAUUAUAAUUAUUUGUUUAUUAUUACUGUAUAAUGUUAUUAUUAUUAUUAUUAUUAUUAUUAUUAUUAUCAUCAUCAUCAUCAUCAUUAUUACCUUCAUUAUUAUCAUUAGCAGAAGUAUUAGUAUUAGUUGUUAUUUUGAUGCUUACUAUUAUUAUCAUUGUUACUAUUAAGGUUAUAAUUAUUAUCAUAUUUUUUUUCAUUAUUAUUGUUCUAGCUUCCAUUUGUUUAGCGAAAUUUUGGUCUUUUUCACAAUCUAGUCUGAUGUUUAAAAAAAAAAUGAGAUACAGUUACACAAAUUAUCAUGCUUUUUAUAUUGUUUUGGAAGUAUUCAGUUAUCAAAGUCAUGCCCAGUUAAAUUCUAAUAACCAUAGGUCACACUGUAUUCUUGUGACAGUAGAAUUAAACUGUAAAUAGGAGAUAAUUGUAACUGUGCCCAUUAUGACACUUCUGAGGUUUGUGCUUUUGUUUCAUUCCUAUUGAAUAUAUAGUUUGGUAAAGACAGCCAAAAAUGCCCUGGUCAUAUCUCCUGUAACAUUUCACACUAAUUCUGUACACUGACGAUUAUUGUUUACAUGGGUCAAAUUUUAUCAAUAUUAAAUUUUCUACAAAUGUUAAAUAUUUGCAGCUCUCAAUUGUGUCUUAAUGUUGCUAAUGGAUGUUACUAAUGUUAAAUCCAUUUGGGUUUAACAAUAAAGUAUACUCACA
Penaeus indicus is the source of this 6382-nucleotide messenger RNA. RefSeq lists its product as uncharacterized. The coding region runs from base 94 to 1410 and encodes 438 amino acids. Lineage: Eukaryota; Metazoa; Arthropoda; Malacostraca; Decapoda; Penaeidae. The transcript has 6 exons. Gene Ontology annotation, molecular function: protein binding. The record is from RefSeq and is a predicted model, not a curated record. Gene Ontology annotation, cellular component: membrane.